CGUGGUGUGGGUUGUUUGUGUAAGAAGUGUCAAUCACGGUGGAGAGGUACGCGCGCUCGCUCGCUCGCUCGCUCGCUCGCUCGAUCGACCGACACGACGUUCUCAGCGGCGAGUUGACGAUCUUAUAGAAACAGACGGUGCCGGUAUAUUCUCUCCUUCAUUCUCUCUUUUUCUCUCUCUCUCUAUCUCUCUUCCCCUCGGUGUCGCGAGGGUAUCAGAACCGAGAACGGCGUAGCGCGAGGGCCAUAGUAGAUCGAGACCGCAGGCGCGAGAAGAGCCGCGUGCACGGGAGAGCCGCAACAUCGCGCACACCGCGACGCGAGAGUAAGCACAACGUGAUGUCAACGAAGACGAGCAAGAAGACCGCGGCGGCGGCGGCGGCGGCGGCUGCCGCCGCGGCAGCGGCCGCCGCCUCAUCCGCUACCACCGUCGCCGCCUCGUCGUCGACGUCGAGCAACAUCCAAUCGCCGCCCGCGAGCACGUCGACGCCGAUCGUCAGCGGCCGGCGACCCGGCAGCCCGCUAAGCCCGACCCGGUACUCCCGGCUGCAGGAGAAGCAGGAUCUGCAGAAUCUCAACGACCGUCUGGCAUGUUACAUCGAGAAGGUGCGCCUCCUCGAGACGGAGAACUCCCGGCUCAGCCGGGAGAUGCAGACCACUCAGGAGACCGUCACCCGGGAGGUCACCAACAUCAAGGCCAUGUACGAGCACGAGCUGUCCGACGCGCGGAAGCUGCUCGACGAGACCGCCAGGGAACGCGCCAAGCUCGAGAUCGACACCAAACGUCUCUGGGAUGAUAACGAGGAUCUCAAGAGCAAAUUGGACAAGAAGUCAAGAGACCUGCAGGUAGCAGAACGAAAUGCAAUGAUAUUCGAAACACGCUGCAGCGACUUGCAGUCGCAGUUCAAUCAAUCGCAGGCGGAGCGUAAGAAGCUGGCCGAAAAGGAGCGGGAUUUGGAGAAAGAAGUGGAUCGAUUGAAAGCAUUGCUGGACGACGCUCGCAAACACUUGGAGGAAGAGACUCUCCAGCGAAUCGAUCUUGAGAACAAUAUUCAGAGUCUCAAAGAAGACAUCAGUUUCAAGGAUCAAGUGUAUCAGCAAGAACUUUCGGAGACUCGUACGAGACGACAAGUUGAAAUAUCAGAAAUUGAUGGUCGUCUCGCGGAGCAGUAUGAGGCUAAAUUGCAGCAAUCCUUGCAAGAAUUACGAGAUCAAUAUGAGGCGCAGAUGCGUGCAAAUCGAGAGGAGAUUGAACUUUUGUAUGAGAAUAAAAUCAAGAAUUUGGCAUCUCACGCUCAGAGAAAUACUGGAGUCGCCAACAUGGCAGCCGAGGAAUUAAGACAGACUCGCUCUCGAAUCGAAGGGCUUAAUUCAAGAAUCAAUGAACUCGAAGCGACCAACAAUGCCCUUAAUGCUCGCAUUAGGGAUUUGGAGAAUUUACGAGAGAACGAACGUGCUCGUCACGCAGAAAGCUUGGCUGCAUUAGAAGCAGAAUUAACGCGUAUGCGAGACGAAAUGGCUCAACAGUUGCAAGAAUAUCAGGAUCUUAUGGACAUUAAAGUGGCACUGGAUUUGGAAAUUGCUGCGUAUCGCAAGAUGCUCGAGUCUGAAGAGGCGAGACUGAAUAUCACACCCAUGCAGUCGACGAAUACGUCUCUGUCUGGUAGAGCAACUCCGUCCAGACAUACUCCUCUUAGAGGCGGUAAACGGAAACGCACUUUAUUGGAAGAGAGUGAGGAACGCAGCAGUAGCGAUUAUAGUGUUACGGGUACUGCUAGGGGUGACGUAGAGAUUACAGAAGCGGAUCCCCAAGGGCGAUUUGUAAAACUUACCAAUAAAGGCAAUAAGGAAAUAAGCUUGGGCGGUUGGCAAAUUAUUCGCAAGGCCGGUUCCCUGGAAACUUCCUUCAAGUUUCAUCGUAGUGUAAAGCUCGAUGCAGGUGCUAAUGUGAUGGUAUGGUCUGCUGAUAUCGGUGCAACACAUGAGCCACCUUCCAACAUCGUCAUGAAGGGUCAGAAGUGGUUCGUAGGAGAUAACAUGACUACAACACUGACAAAUAUCGAAGGAGAGGAAAUGGCAACUUCUGAACGGAAGAGACAACAUUUAUCCACAACUUUGUCUCGACACAGAGAAAUGGGAUACCGACCAACAGAAGAACUCCAUCACCAACAGAGAAGAUAUCUCUACCCGUAUUAAGGGUGAGGGCACACAACUCUGAUGGGCACUUUAUGGCGAUCCCCAGGGUGAAGAGCGUUGCCACAUUAUGUGAACAUAAAUUUACUAUAAGUUUAAGAAUAUCAAAAGAUUUUAAAAGCUUGUAUGAUAAUGGGACUUUGUUCCGUAAGCACCGUUUAAAAACUGGUGAAAAUAAAAAAAAUCAUGCCAUUAACAUAAAGAAAUUAAUUUAGAGUACAAUAUCAGAGAUAUAUGAGAUACAAGAUUCAUUUGUCUAAUACUUCGAAGAGAAAGAGUAUUAAAACAGAAAUGAAUAUUGCAGUUGAGACAUUAUAUAACUUUCCUUACAUUUAUGUAAUAGAGUAUAUAUAAAUAAAUAUAUAUUAUAUAAAUAUAUAUUAUACAUGUAUACAUAUAUGAGAAGAUAUUGUAUUAUAUUUGAACUGACGAGAGUUCAAAUCAAACUUAACAAAUGGGUUUUGUGAUGUGAAUGAAAUGUUUUUUUUUUUGCAUUUAUCAAUCUAUUCAUUAAAAAAAAAACGGACUUGUACUAUUAUAUUCUGUUAAACCCACAGCGAUUACAACGAUUAUCGAGUACAGAUGGAUACUAAUGGUGUGCUUGUAUUCAGCAAAUUUCUUCCUCUCCAUUGUAUGCUGCAUUACGUUUAUUACUCUCAGGCAUUUAUCUGUACUUCCUUGAAUUGUAAUACCGAAAUAACGAAAUGUUUCCAGAAUGUUUUAAUGAUUAAUAAUUUCUUAAUUUAUGAUAUACGCAAUUACGUACGUUUAUGUUCGUUCAUGUUGUCCAAUAUGAAACAUUCAAGAGAGCGAUUGGGUUACCAGUAUUUGUUCUUUUAACUUAAUGAUAGUAAUAUAAAACUGUGGGAAAACUAAUAAAUAUGGCACGUAGACUUGGCAAUUAGACGGACAAUUUCAUCUUUUAGUGAAUCCCGAAGAAAGCGCUUGAUUAAAUGUUCGAUUGAAUGUUAUUUCCAACUUGUGUAAUGUUUAACUGAAUGUCACAUGUUUAUAUGUGAAAAGCGUAUUCUUCGGCUUCGAAAUUGUACUCGAAUUGCACGAAUGCUGCCGAUUGAUCCAGUUGAUUUUUCUGAAUAAACAAAUGAUAAUUUCAUGGAAAGUACAGGGAGGAAACGUAUUCCUACAAUCGUGCCCACCUGUGCAUUCAAAAUGAUUUUCCUUAAUUGUAUUCAGCUUUAUAUCAUUUAUACUAAUAAUAAAAAUCACAAAUUAACCGUACAAAUGUACUCGUGAUCAUUAUUUUUCACGAUAGUGACAGCAGCUAAUUGGUUUUAGGCGAACGUUAAGUUAGGAUAAGGCUUUCAUAGAGAGCAUAAAAAGAAUCGAAAGAAUUUAAAUGAACAAAUUGUUCAUAUUUUAUUAUGUAUAUGAAUCGGGUAGGUAUUUAUAUGCAGAGCCGAUUUAUAGGAAAUUUUUUUCUCUUUAUAUAAGAACACUAUUUUACCAUAUUGAAAAAAUGCACUUUUGCGCAAACCAAGAGUCGAUAGAUAUUUUCAAUGUUAUUUCGAGAUUUUGUAAUAAAACUCAUCGGUUUAAAAAUGUAUCCUGCAAAUAAAUUUGUGUCUUGUUUCGCUA
This is a messenger RNA of Monomorium pharaonis (pharaoh ant), 3788 nucleotides long. Its product is annotated as lamin Dm0. Bases 339 to 2195 code for a protein of 618 amino acids. The transcript has 9 exons. Lineage: Eukaryota; Metazoa; Arthropoda; Insecta; Hymenoptera; Formicidae. The record is from RefSeq and is a predicted model, not a curated record.